CUUUCACAGUUGCUGGCAAUGCUGUUGAUGGAGAAACUGACUUUGGAUUUGCCAAUGGUUCCCAAAUGGAAGGAAAAUAAUGCUGUUAUCCACUAUGAGACUCUUGAAAAUAGGAGGUUGUUCAGGGUAAAUUUAGAAACAGGAAAUGAAGUAACAACAAUUACAGGUAGUAUGUUAGGUGAUCGUUUCCCAGGAGGAGAUGGUGAAAUUACUGUAUCUUCAACAGCGAUGUGGGAGAAACAGCCGCUCACUUUGAAUUUCAAGCAGGAACUUACAGAGCACGGCUACGAAGGUGAUUACCACUUAGAGUGGCCUCACCGCAACAACAAAUCAGAGCCCUGGGGUCGAAGUCCGGUUGUAGCUUCCCUUAAACAUACAUUUUUACAAGCUGGUCAUCGUGGGACAUUAAAGAUAACAGCUGCAUUCACACAAAACGAGCCUGUUCAGAUUGAUUAUGGCUUUUAA
Molecule: messenger RNA, 465 nt
Organism: Macrobrachium nipponense
Lineage: Eukaryota; Metazoa; Arthropoda; Malacostraca; Decapoda; Palaemonidae
Exons: 3
Coding region: 19-465 (148 amino acids)
Source: RefSeq, a predicted model, not a curated record